This is a messenger RNA of Penicillium egyptiacum, 747 nucleotides long. Lineage: Eukaryota; Fungi; Ascomycota; Eurotiomycetes; Eurotiales; Aspergillaceae. The record is from the annotation of a GenBank genome assembly.
AUGAAUCUAGCCGGAAAGGUCGCUGUCGUGACCGGGGCUGGCACAGGCAUCGGCCGGGCGACAGCCAUUGCCCUGAGUGGAUCUGGCGUGAAAGUGAUCAUCGCCGAGAUUGACGCAGCUACUGGCGUACAGACGGAACAGGAAAUUAAAAGCCAUGGAGGGCAGGCUGUCUUUGUUGAGACCGAUGUCACAAGCUCUGAGAGUGUCAAGGCGAUGAUCGAAUCGACUGUGCGCCAUUUUGGAAAACUGGACAUAGCAGUUAAUAAUGCCGCCAUUUCCCCCGACGCCAUGAAAAUAUCCGAGCUUGAUGAAGAACGCUGGGCAAAAACACUUCAGGUGAACUUGACUAGUGUGGCACUUUGUCUGAAAUGGGAGUUGCAGCAGAUGAUCGCGCAAGGCAGUGGCGGGUCCAUCGUCAAUCUUGCCUCCGGAGCAACGCUCAGGCCGCAAGCCACAAUGCCCGCAUACACUGCUGCCAAAUACGGGGUUGUGGGCCUGACCCAUGUUGCUGCGCUCGAGAAUGGCUGCCAUGGAAUCAGAGUCAAUGCCCUUGCGCCGAGUGCAACCAUGACCGAGAUGUUGGCAAGACGCUUUGAUCUUGACGCGAGCCAGGAUGACCUUGUUUCUAGUUUUGGACUAUUGGGUCGCUUUGCAAGGCCGGAGGAGGUUGCAAAUGCUGCUGUGUGGCUUGCAUCUGCAUCAUCGUCGUUUGUGACCGGGAUCAAUAUGCCUAUAGACGCAGGCUAA